UUUUGACAGCAGCGAGGGACGGAGGAGCCGCAGUGUGCUCUAGUCAUGGAUCAAUUAGAGGACCCAUAUUACGUCGAGGGCGACUUAGAUGAGUACUACGACGAUCCAGAUGAAGCCUUAAUGUACGAACAGAUGGAGAAAAUGUCCAAGUAUGGCCGAUUUUUCUACAUGUUCCAGUCGUGUGUGGGACCGACGACUGUUCAGACAUUCGACUUGGUUGGUCCCCUCCUGGCCUUGUGCUUUAUUCUACGGAUUGUCUCGUCACUCAAACUUCCAAGACUUUUAGUUCAUUUCGUUUCAUUUAUCUGUGGACUAGGAGCUUUAUUUUUGUUCCUGAAAAAAAACUCGGUAUACCCUUUGGCCAUGAGUGCGCUUGGGUAUCUAAUUCUGUUCGUGAGGCAAGGGAAUAGAGGAAUCGUGAUGGCUUUGACUUCAGUCAUGUUUUUAAUCGUAUGUGAACUGUUUAUUGCUACACCUGAAAACUGGCACCAGGUUCGAGGCUCUCAGAUGGUACUUGUAAUGAAGCUUAUUUCACUGGGUUUUGAUUCGGAUAAAGGUACAACUCCUUGGCCCAACAUAGUGGAGUAUCUUGGGUACUCUGUAUCAGUCAGUUCUGUCAUAUUUGGACCUUUUCUGACGUAUUCAGACUAUUGCCAGCUUUUGGAUGGGAAAAAGAUGAGUUUUGCCUGGUUUCUAGGAGUAGUAAGGAGUUGUUUUCUUUCCUAUUGUUGUUUGAUAGUUUCAGCUUGUAUUGCACCAUGGAUGUUUCCAGAGGACUCUUUUAAAUGGUUUGUGGCAUACCAAUCAGCAAUGUCAUUUAGAUUUAGCCAUUAUUUUGUAAGCUUCCUAUCAGAAUGUACCAGUGUAUUAAGUGGAAUUGGCACAGAAGUUAACCAAGAAGGAAAGCCAAAAACCCUCUGGAGGUAUGACAUAGCACGACCCCAGCAUAUUGAACUUCCUCGUUCCUUGGUGGAGGUAGUUGUUCAGUGGAAUAUACCGUUGCAUUUGUUUCUCAAAAAUUAUGUGUUUAAAAAAGCUAUACCUCUUGGGAGAUUCGUUGCUGUUUUCUCAACAUUUGCAUUGAGUUCUUUACUUCAUGGUAUCAAUUUUCAACUUGCGGCAGUGUUGAUUUCUAUAGGAAUAUACGCUUACACUGAACAUGUUUUUCGUCACAAAUUGGGGAAAAUUUUCAAUGCUUGUAUUCUGGCAAGAAAAUGCAGACCAGAAUGUGGACAUGUAUACAAAGAGGGUAACUUUUGGGUAAUUGCAGCUAAUCUUGGCCUAAGCUUCCUUGCAGUGUUUCACCUUGCUUAUUUAGGCAUCAUGUUUGGGGGAGACUCAGAAAUCCAAGAAAAGGGUUAUGGUAUGAAUCACACAUUAGGCAAGUGGUCAGAUUUAGAUUUUGCCAGUCACUGGGUGGCAUUGGCAACUUUUCUUCUGAGUAUAAUUAUUAGCUGAGAAAAGGCAAAAUAUACAAGUGAACUAUAUUUUAUUGGGGUCAAAUGUUUCCUUUGGCUUUUGAGACUAAGCAUUUAAGUGACUUAAGACUGACCUUUAAAAUUACAAGCGACAAUAAAUUUAAUUCACAGGUCACAAGCUCAGCAUGUGAAUUUUUUUCAAUGGGCUGUUUAAUGCUACAAAUUUUUCCCAACAUAUGAUUUAUAGAAUUUGUAAUGAAAAUAAACCUUUAAGCCAAUCUUCUUGAUGCAUGCAGAAAAAAUGUCCUCAAAGUAAGUGACCCCCGGCUUAUUUACACACUUGGGGUCAUAGUUAAUCUCUACUUUGACAAAGCCUUGUGCAACAAAAGACUGCAAUUUUCACAUUUUUACCAGUAGCAGCAUGGCCGUUGUAGUUGACUGUCACUCCCAGUUAUUGUCUCACUUUCUUCAAAUUGAAGUUGAAGCCACUUAAUCUACAGAAGAUAUUGUGACUAAAAGGGUACCAAUUAAGAUGGAUUAAGAUUUGGGGAGCAGGAAUGGUGCAGUGGUAAGAGUACUCGCCUCCCACCACUGUCGCCCGAGUUUCAUUACCAAACGUGGGCUCACACGUGAGUUGAGUUUGUUGUUGGUUCUCGUCCUUGCUCCAAGGGUUUUACUGCGGGUCCUCUGGUUUCUCUCCCUCCACAAAAAUCAACAUUCCAAAUUCCAAUUUGAUCUGGAGUCAAGUGCUUUUAACACGAGCCACUGGCUCGGGAAAUUGGACAACCACUUCCUACAUUAUCAAGUUUAAAUAAAUAAUUUUUUAUUAUUUUUUGUAUUAUUAGUUAAAGUUCUAUAAUUAUACAGUUUUGUAGUUUGGAACUUUGUUUGUUAUAUGAUGAAUAUAUGAAGUUCAUAUAUUUUGAA
This is a messenger RNA of Stylophora pistillata, 2345 nucleotides long. RefSeq names its product protein-serine O-palmitoleoyltransferase porcupine. Gene Ontology annotation, molecular function: Wnt-protein binding; palmitoleoyltransferase activity. Gene Ontology annotation, cellular component: endoplasmic reticulum; membrane. Gene Ontology annotation, biological process: Wnt protein secretion; lipid modification; protein palmitoylation. The record is from RefSeq and is a predicted model, not a curated record. NCBI's taxonomy places the organism in Eukaryota, Metazoa, Cnidaria, Anthozoa, Scleractinia, Pocilloporidae.